CACGAACAACCCCUUCUCCACGGACAUCCGCAACAUAAAACAUCAAUUCGGACUACUACCUCUUUUCCAGUCGUUGCUUCGGACAUUGAUCAAGUAGAUAUUCUAGACUUUUUCUAGCUCACCUUUUCCCAUCGGAACUCAUUACUCUACACGAACUACAUCUUCACCAAUUCAACGUCAUCUCUCUCACAAGCACGAGUCAUGUUUCUUUCAAAUAGAGCCCCCGAGAAGGCCCUUCCCCGCUUCCAGACAAACACGCCACUGGAUUCAACGUUCGAUAAGGAUAUCCGGGAUACGCAUCUCAUCUAUGACUAUGAUGCCGAAGACGCAGAGGGCAACCCGGAAAAGUGGAGGUACGAAAUGUGGUUCUUCUCUGAGGACCGUGUUGUCUAUGCCAUCCACGGUGGGCCCAUGAACGGCCGCAUAAACUACCAGACGGCGACUUAUCAAUGCAUCCGGCCCGGCGAACUGUGGCAGGUGAACUGGUUGGAAGAGACGGGGACGGUAUGCUCCUUGGUGUACGACAUCCCCAAGCAGAAGAUUUCGACUCUUAUCUCAUUCUCGAGAGGGCACUGGGAAAACCCUCAGGCAGCGCAUGGUGAUAAGCGCAACCCGGGAGACUUUGCGAGAUGGAGAGUCCUCUCGAGAUUCGGAAACCAGACAGAUAGGUUCAUGUUGUCCGAGCAGGCGGAUAUUGUCGAAAACUUCAAGGGAAGGGGGGAUCUUGUGCCGAUCGAGGAGCACGCGAAAACGUUCUGAGCCUUCUGGCGAUGGGCAUUGUGCUUUCAAGAUAAUAACUUGUAUAACUAAGAGCCGGAGUUAAAUCAAAAAGCCAUGUGUUUCUUCACGAAUGAUUGCCAUUCAAUACAAGUUCGGAGCUAUUAGCCAAACAGCAAAAUUCGUUUACCACUUUGAUUGUCCUAUAUCCAGAUGAGGACCGCUAUGCCUUCAACAUGCACCCUAAUAUUUCCCUUUGCACUUGGCAGUGGAAACCCUG
Colletotrichum acutatum is the source of this 997-nucleotide messenger RNA. Its product is annotated as Calycin-like protein. The record is from RefSeq and is a predicted model, not a curated record. Gene Ontology annotation, molecular function: carboxy-lyase activity. The transcript has a single exon. Bases 202 to 759 code for a protein of 185 amino acids. NCBI's taxonomy places the organism in Eukaryota, Fungi, Ascomycota, Sordariomycetes, Glomerellales, Glomerellaceae.